UUUGAUUUGAAGCCUUUCCUAGUUCCUUCCACCGGGCUGGCUCUUCUAACAGUACCUACAAGACAAGAAGAUGGAAGCUCUCUCUCUCUACCCACUAUCUCUUUCUUUUCCUCUCCAUACCCAUCACUCCUUUUCACAAACCCAUCUCUCCAAUCCCAUUCUCUGGCCGAAACUCUCCUCAAUCACUCUCCAAUCAAGUACUCCUCGCAACAAAACGGUAGUUCUUGGGAGCAAUUCCAGUGACCCGAAAGAGUCGGCGUUUCUCGACGAAAAUGGCGCUGUUGAUGACAUGGAUGGUUACCUCAACUACCUUUCUCUUGAGUAUGACUCUGUUUGGGAUACCAAACCUUCCUGGUGUCAACCAUGGACAAUAACAUUGACUGGAGUAUUGAUGGUUACCGCUAGCUGGCUAGUUUUGCACUCAGUAAUAGUCACCACAGUAGUUCUCUCUUUAAUUUGCGCAUGGUGGUACAUCUUUUUGUAUUCCUACCCCAAGGCAUAUUCAGAUAUGAUAGCAGAGCGAAGAAAGAAGGUGACUACUGGCGUAGAAGAUACGUUUGGUUUGGGAAAGAGCCAAUGAUCUUUGAGAAAGAAGAAGGGGGGGGGGUGUCAAAGAGGGGUCACCUCUGUGUGUAUCAAGUUUAUUUACUUUGUAAUUAGAGCUUUUAAUGGAAUAGCUGUUGAUGUUUGUCUCAUUAUUGAGAUAUCAGCAAGGUAAAUUUCCUGCAGAUCAGAAAUGGGUGUUGAGAAGUUGCCUCAUUGCAUCAACAAAUCUGAACUAGCAGAAUUUUACUUUUUGCAAU
Messenger RNA from Ilex paraguariensis (yerba mate), 803 nucleotides. The record is from the annotation of a GenBank genome assembly. NCBI's taxonomy places the organism in Eukaryota, Viridiplantae, Streptophyta, Magnoliopsida, Aquifoliales, Aquifoliaceae.